AUGUCUCUGGAGACGAGGUCUAACUCGGCUCUGUUCAAGAGGGCCGAGCAGCUUAAACGGUGGGAACAAUCAGAGACUAAUAGAGAACCGGCCCAGCCAAGACAAAUCGCGCGAAAGAUCAAGUUCUCGGCCGAUUGUGUGUUCCUAGCAGCAUGUGCUGCUGGCGACAAGGAAGAGGUCGUUAGAUUGUUGCAAAAGGGGGCGGAUAUCAACACUGGCAAUGUCGAUGGCCUUACUGCGCUCCAUCAGGCGCAGACAUUAAUCGCGGUGACAAUGAAGGCUGGACUCCGCUGCACGCAACGGCAUCGUGCGGAUUCAUAUCAAUCGCCAAGAUGUAAUUUAGCAGCUGUAAAUAAUGACGGUGAACUUGCCCUUGACAUCGCGGAGAGCGAUGAAAUGGAAGAUUUACUUCAGCAACAUAUCAAUAAAGCAGGUAUAGAUUGUGAUCUAGCGCGCACUGAAGAAGAAAGGUCGAUGCUGAGUGACGCUAAAGCCUGGAAAGCUGGAUCUCCUGGAAAAGACGCCGUUCAUCCUCGGACUGGUGCUACGGCACUUCAUGUAGCUGCUGCCAAAGGCUACAUCAAAGUCAUGAAUAUUUUAUUGCAAGCUAGGUGUGAUGUUAACGCUCAAGAUUACGAUGGGUGGACGCCGUUACACGGUGCAGCCCACUGGGGUCAACUAGAGGCGUGUAAACUUCUUGUUGAAAAUUAUUGUGAUAUGGAUAUUAAAAAUUUUUCUGGUCAAACGGCGUUUGAUGUCGCCGACACCGAUAUUCUCAAGGCCUUGGAGGAAUUAAAGAAAAAGCAACAGAUAAUAUUAAAAGAUCAUCCGUUAUUAAAUAAUCAAAAACAACUCCCGAUACCAAAGAAACGAAUAUCACCUACAAUUGAGAACACAGUCGUCAAUGAGGGAAUGGAGACCUUUGAAGAAGAAACUCCAAAUAAAGUAAUUAAAGUUGAAUUGGAAAUACAAUCGGAUAAAGACGACACAAGUGCUGACACGAAUAGUGACGUCGAAAGUGGAGAAGAAACUGAUAUUGAAGAUAGCGAUGGUGAUAAUGAUUCUGAGAGUAGCUCAGAUUCACAAACAUCAUCAUCGUCGAGUAAUUAUUCUAAUCAGUCAGAUCAAUUUUUAGGUGUUACUGACGAUGAAAAGAAAAAUAGAGCUAAUAAAGACGACAGUGGAACACUUAGUCCAGUCAACGUUCCAGAAAUAAAUAAAGUUCCUAAUCAGGCGCCAAUUUUACCACCAAAACAACAGACUGAGAAUACUGAUGAAGAUACAAUACCGUCGUGGAGACGGUCAGGUUCAUUUAGAAGUCGAAUACAAGAAAAUGAACCGACUAAUUCAGUAGCUUCAACUAAAGAAAUAGAAGAUAAAGAGAAAAAAACACCUCUUAUCUCAAAUAAACUAAAUCAGAAUACCGAUUCAGAAGUUGUUUUACGAAGAACUCAUAGCUUUGAGACAGACGAAAAGUUCUAUGAGCAGUAUCUGGCAUUGCGAGCUCGCAUCAAGGCAUCUUCCUGCCCUACACUCCAUCGCUGCAAUCCAGUUACUCCUACCCUCACCAACACUUCGACCGCGCGUUCUGCAUCUUUACGCGAAACUCACAGACGCAAAGAAGUAAAACUUAAUUUGGAAUUGUCACGAGUACCACAAGAGGGUAAUGCAUCAUCUCCAACAUCUUUGACAAAUAAGUUUCUGUCCUCACCAGUAUUGCCAAUAUCUUCAACUACUGGUUCGACUCCAACAAGUUCUACCUCCACAACUACUACGACAACGACAAGUCCUGUACCGGGAAGUCAAAUUCGUAGUGUACAAGUGGUGGAGACGAGCUCUGCAAUUGUAACUCCCUCUUACAAUUCAACAACAACAACAUCAGCACCGACGACUCCUGCUGGUGGGAAACUCAGCCCAGGAAAUAUCUUCAAAAAUUUCUUCAAAUCAUUUGUACCACCUGUACGUGAUGAAGAGAGUGAAACACAGCGUAAAGCUCACGCCAAGCGUGUACGAGAGACACGACGUUCUACUCAGGGUGUUACAUUGGAUGAAAUUAAAAGUGCUGAGCAGUUGGUUAAGAAAAAACAACAGCAAUCUAAUGAUACCUCAUCCACACCGCAGCCAGCAGCUUCUCUUGGCCAAACAGCUUCAAUCAUAGCCACGAUAACAACAGCAACGCCAACAACCGUGACAACAAACAAAUUACCUGAAGAAACGAAUUUGCCUGAAAGACGGCCGUCUUGGAGAUUGAGGGUAGACAAUGGAAGCAAGUUCCAGCUGGAAGAUGCUAAUAAUAAGUCAUCGGACACAACAACAGCGUACAUACGAAGGCCUUCAGGUGGAACAGGUAUACCUCGACCAAGUUCAGCACCAGUAGACUCAAUAGCAACGAGUACUGCCGAUGCAACAGUUACUUUGCCACUUAGACGAUCAUUAAAAUCACCGGAAGACAAAGAUCAAGACAAGGAGAAUGACAGUAGAAAUGCCCAAGCUACCCAAGCUGUUAUUCAAAGGCGACGUAGACCCAAGAGAAGAUCUACUGGAGUUGUUCAUGUGGAUAUGGAUAUCCUGAUAAACAAGAUACCUCAGCUGGUGGUGAUUACGAGGAGUCCAAAACCAAUCACACAGAAUAUGUCAACUUACCGAAAAAGGGCUCAAGCUAAACCUACAACCGCUGCUGGUUUACGGGCACAAGCAUCCGCAAAUGGCAGUUCGAUAUUCAGAAAUAGACCAAGAAGUAUUACCGGUUUAUUUGGAUCAAAUCAGAGUAGUUUUUCUAAUUUACUGGGUAUCAAUACGUCUAAUUAUAACUCACCUAGUCAUAGUAUUAACAAACCUUCAAAGUCAUUUUACAAAAAUCCCUACACUAACUCAAUAAAUAAUUUAAAUUAUCCAACUUCUUAUACGACUUACGGUGGAACGGCUUCUGGCUAUGGGAGUCUCACUUUACCAUCCCAUUCAGCUGUCAGUUCGUUAAAUCUCGCUGUACCAUCAACUAGUUAUAAUUACAAUCGCAACAGUACUGGCAGUAGCAUUACCGCCGUCAGCAAAAAUAAUUCCAGUGUUAAUUCAACUAAAAAAUCUCCAGAUAAUUACAAUAGACGCGUUAAAAAAGCUGAAAGUUUUAACAGACCGAAGGCAUCUAAGCCCUCGGGUAUUGGAUCUAGAAGUUCUAGUUUGCAAAGUUUGGCAGGCUCUGAAGGAUACGCCAGCGGCAAUGAACGAUCCGGACGUUCGAGUAGGAUUGGAUCCAUAACAUCUCUGUCGUCAGACAUAUCAGUGACUCCGAGCAGCAGAAUAAAGUCCUCAAACUCGGAGAAUGGCGAGCUUGAUUACAAAAAACUCUGGGAAGAGUCUCAAGCUGAAAAUGAAAGGCUGAAAGAAAAAUUACGGCGAUCUGAUGAGCAGCUUAAAGAGGCUAGGAGUUCGUUGGAAAAAGUACAGAGCACACAGAGUAAACUCACUCUUUCAGAAGCGGAAAAACGUGAGAGGAGAGCUAUGGAACGAAAGCUCUCGGAGAUGGAGGAGGAAUUAAAAAUGAUGGAGCAAUUAAAGUGCGAAAACCAGAGGCUAAAGGACGAGAAUGGCGCAUUAAUACGUGUCAUUAGUAAACUUUCGAAAUGA
Molecule: messenger RNA, 3624 nt
Organism: Cotesia congregata
Lineage: Eukaryota; Metazoa; Arthropoda; Insecta; Hymenoptera; Braconidae
Source: the annotation of a GenBank genome assembly